GUCAGGCUGAGCCCACCCGGCCGCGGUUCUCGCCUCAGGGAGCCUGGCAGCGCUAGGGGGCGGCAGCUUCCCUGCCCCCACCAAGGUCCCAGGGGAGGGGGAUCCCUCCGCAGGAGGCCUGUCUCUUUAAGGAGGCGGCCCUGACUGGGUGUGCCCCGUCUCCAUGGUUACCCCGGUGCAGGCGGCGGUGCGGGAGGUAGGCUGCCGUUUCUCCCCGACAGACGGAGGGAGCUGCGGGGACCCGGCGCUGAGCCGAGCCCAAGCGGGAGCCACCCCGCCUGCAGAAACAGGAGCCGCGGGCGGACGAAAGGUGCAGAGUGCGCGGUGGCCGCGGGGCCUGCAGCCCGGAAUCUGUGGGCGGCAAGGGGUCGCGCGCGCGCCAUGCGCCCAGCCCCGACGGCGCGGACGCCCCCUUGUGCGCCGGCAGCUGCUGGGGCCUGCGAGCCUGGGCCGGGCAUAGUCCCCCGACGGCUACUCUAGGGGGCGCGGGGCCCGGCGGGGGGCGGCCGAGCCCGGCGCCCUCCCCCGGCGCUGAGUCCCCGCGCCCCGGAGGGAUGGGGCGGGCGGCCCCCGCCGCCUAAGAUGCCGGCCAUGCGGGGGCUCCUGGCGCCGCAGAACACCUUCCUGGACACCAUCGCCACCCGCUUCGACGGGACGCACAGUAACUUCGUGCUGGGCAAUGCCCAGGUGGCGGGGCUCUUCCCUGUGGUCUACUGCUCUGAUGGCUUCUGUGACCUCACGGGUUUCUCCAGAGCCGAGGUCAUGCAGCGGGGCUGUGCCUGCUCCUUCCUCUAUGGGCCAGACACCAGUGAGCUGGUCCGCCAACAGAUCCGAAAGGCCCUAGACGAACACAAAGAAUUCAAGGCUGAACUGAUCCUGUACCGGAAGAGUGGGCUUCCAUUCUGGUGUCUCCUGGAUGUGAUACCUAUAAAAAAUGAGAAGGGGGAGGUGGCCCUCUUCCUGGUCUCUCACAAGGACAUCAGCGAGACCAAGAACCGAGGAGGCCCUGACAACUGGAAGGAGAGAGGACCCUCUUUUCUUGUAGGCGGUGGCCGGCGCCGAUAUGGUCGGGCAGGAUCCAAAGGCUUUAAUGCCAAUCGGAGGCGGAGCCGGGCGGUUCUCUACCACCUUUCUGGCCAUCUGCAGAAGCAACCCAAGGGCAAGCACAAGCUCAAUAAGGGAGUGUUUGGAGAGAAGCCAAAUUUGCCUGAAUAUAAAGUCGCUGCUAUCCGGAAGUCACCCUUUAUCCUGCUGCACUGUGGGGCUCUGAGAGCCACCUGGGAUGGCUUCAUCCUGCUUGCCACACUCUAUGUGGCAGUCACUGUGCCAUACAGUGUGUGUGUGAGCACAGCACGGGAACCCAGUGCUGCCCGUGGCCCACCUAGUGUCUGUGACCUGGCUGUGGAGAUCCUCUUCAUCUUAGAUAUUGUGCUGAAUUUUCGUACUACAUUUGUGUCCAAGUCAGGCCAGGUGGUAUUUGCCCCAAAGUCCAUUUGCCUCCACUACGUCACCACCUGGUUCCUGCUGGAUGUCAUAGCAGCACUGCCCUUUGACCUACUACAUGCCUUCAAGGUCAACGUGUAUGUUGGGGCUCACCUACUGAAGACGGUGCGACUGCUGCGCCUGCUGCGCCUGCUGCCAAGACUGGACCGGUACUCGCAGUACAGCGCGGUCGUGCUCACCUUGCUCAUGGCUGUCUUCGCCCUGCUCGCUCACUGGGUGGCCUGCGUUUGGUUCUACAUCGGCCAGCAAGAGAUUGAGAGCAGCGAGUCGGAGCUGCCGGAGAUCGGCUGGCUUCAGGAGCUGGCACGCAGGCUGGAGACCCCCUACUACCUGGUGAGCCGAAGUCCAGACGGAGGCAACAGUUCUGGUCAGAGUGAAAACUGCAGCAGCAGCAGUGUCAGCGGUGGCGGCAGCAGAGGCAGCGAAGCCAAUGGGACCGGGCUGGAACUGCUGGGUGGCCCGUCCCUACGCAGCGCCUACAUCACCUCCCUGUACUUCGCGCUCAGCAGUCUCACCAGUGUGGGCUUCGGCAACGUGUCCGCUAACACAGACACGGAGAAGAUCUUCUCCAUCUGCACCAUGCUUAUUGGAGCUCUGAUGCAUGCAGUGGUGUUUGGGAAUGUGACGGCCAUCAUCCAGCGCAUGUAUGCUCGCCGCUUUCUGUACCACAGCCGCACUCGUGACCUGCGAGACUACAUCCGCAUCCACCGCAUCCCCAAACCCCUCAAGCAACGUAUGCUCGAGUACUUCCAAGCCACCUGGGCUGUGAACAAUGGCAUCGAUACCACUGAGCUGCUGCAGAGCCUCCCGGAUGAGCUUCGUGCAGACAUCGCCAUGCACCUGCACAAGGAGGUCCUGCAGCUGCCACUGUUCGAGGCCGCCAGCCGAGGCUGCCUGCGGGCGCUGUCCCUGGCCCUGAGGCCGGCCUUCUGCACGCCCGGCGAGUACCUCAUUCACCAAGGGGAUGCUCUCCAGGCCCUCUAUUUUGUCUGCUCGGGUUCCAUGGAGGUCCUCAAAGGUGGCACCGUGCUCGCCAUUCUAGGGAAGGGUGACCUGAUUGGCUGCGAGCUGCCCCAGCGGGAACAAGUAGUGAAAGCCAAUGCAGACGUGAAGGGGCUGACAUACUGUGUCCUACAGUGUCUGCAGUUGGCUGGGCUGCAUGAGAGCCUCGCACUGUACCCUGAGUUUGCCCCACGCUUUAGCCGUGGUCUCCGAGGGGAACUCAGCUACAACCUGGGAGCUGGGGGAGUCUCUGCGGAGGUGGAUACCAGCUCCCUGAGUGGUGACAACACUCUCAUGUCCACGCUGGAGGAGAAGGAGACAGAUGGGGAGCAGGGACACACGGUCUCACCAGCCCCAGCAGAUGAGCCCUCCAGUCCCCUGCUGUCACCUGGCUGUACCUCCUCCUCCUCAGCCGCCAAACUACUCUCCCCACGUCGAACUGCACCUCGGCCGAGGCUGGGUGGCAGAGGGCGGCCGAGUAGAGCAGGGGUUUUGAAGCCUGAGGCUGGUCCUUCUGCUCAUCCACGGACACUUGAUGGGCUGCAGCUUCCCCCCAUGCCAUGGAAUGUACCCCCAGACCUGAGCCCCAGGGUCGUAGAUGGCAUUGAAGAUGGCUGCGGCUCUGACCAGCACAAGUUCUCUUUCCGAGUGGGUCAGUCUGGCCCAGAAUGUAGCAGCAGCCCCUCCCCGGGAACAGAGAGCGGCCUGCUCACCGUCCCCUUGGGGCCCAGUGAAGCAAGAAACACAGACACGCUGGACAAACUACGGCAGGCGGUGAUGGAGCUGUCUGAACAGGUGCUGCAGAUGCGGGAGGGACUGCAGUCACUUCGCCAGGCUGUGCAGCUCAUCCUGGUGCCCCAAGGGGAAGGCCAGUGUCCCCGGGGAUCAGGAGAGGAGCCGUGCCCAGCCACCACCUCUGGGCUCCUACAACCCCUGCGUGUGGACACUGGGGCAUCAUCCUACUGCCUGCAGCCCCCAGCAGGUUCAGUUUUGAGUGGGACCUGGCCUCACCCCCGUCCAGGGCACCCCCCUCCACUCAUGGCGCCAUGGCCCUGGGGCCCCCCAGCAUCUCAGAGCUCCCCUUGGCCUCGAGCCACAGCAUUAUGGACUUCCACCUCAGACUCGGAGCCCCCUGGCUCUGGAGAUCUCUGCUCUGAGCCCAGCACACCAGCCUCACCCCCUCCUCCUGAGGAAGGGGCUAGGAUUGGGACCCCAGCACCUGUGAGCCAGGCUGAGGCUACAAGUACUGGAGAGCCCCCUCCGGGGUCAGGGGGCCGAGCCUUGCCCUGGGAUCCCCACAGCCUAGAGAUGGUGCUCAUUGGCUGCCACGGUCCUGGCACAGUCCAGUGGACCCAGGAAGAAGGCACAGGGGUCUGACUGCGGCCGGGAUGAGUACUACAAAUGCCUGCCACCUGCUGCUCCACCUAGCCUCGCAGGGCUGCUCAGGGCAGGGAGCCUGAGGGAGGAGGAGGGUGAGCUGGAGCCUCAGGCAGGCCCCAGGCUAGGGAUCCACGGGUUUUGCUCCACUGACCUGCUUGUCCGCCAUUUGCCUGCCAGAUGGGGGCAGAGGUCUGAGGACAGGGAGGGGUUCUGCCAUUCCUUGCAUGUGCCCAUCUCCACUGUCCUCAUGUUUUUUAUAUUAAAAAACAUAAAAAAAUAAUAAUAAAAAAGAAGC
Molecule: messenger RNA, 4180 nt
Organism: Mus pahari (shrew mouse)
Lineage: Eukaryota; Metazoa; Chordata; Mammalia; Rodentia; Muridae
Gene: Kcnh3
Product: potassium voltage-gated channel subfamily H member 3
Exons: 15
Coding region: 583-3882 (1099 amino acids)
Biological process (GO): potassium ion transmembrane transport; regulation of membrane potential
Cellular component (GO): membrane
Molecular function (GO): voltage-gated potassium channel activity
Source: RefSeq, a predicted model, not a curated record